This is a messenger RNA of Carcharodon carcharias (great white shark), 1960 nucleotides long. RefSeq names its product NADP-dependent oxidoreductase domain containing 1 (gene noxred1). Bases 36 to 1157 code for a protein of 373 amino acids. The transcript is spliced from 6 exons. NCBI's taxonomy places the organism in Eukaryota, Metazoa, Chordata, Chondrichthyes, Lamniformes, Lamnidae. Gene Ontology annotation, molecular function: pyrroline-5-carboxylate reductase activity. Gene Ontology annotation, biological process: L-proline biosynthetic process. The record is from RefSeq and is a predicted model, not a curated record.
GGCUUCGGCCUUGCUCCGAGCCCUGGACUCGGGUAAUGGCGGCCGGUGAUUACUUGAGUCUGAUUCACCGCCUCCCGUCUCUCGGCUUCGAGGCGCCGCUCACCGAGGAGGAAAAAACUUUCACUGAAACCGUCCGGAUCCGGGCAUGGGGCCUGACCGUCUGCGGCUGUGCACACGCCGCCUUCUACUGCCGGCUCCUGACAGCCACCAGAUGCAAGAUUCUGGAUAAAGCCUUCUUUUGCCACUCCUGGCUGGCUAAAUACGAGAUCCUUAAAUCCAUUGGAGGCUCCCUGAAAAUCGGGGUGCUGGGGUGUGGCCACUUCGGGAAGCAGCUGGUGUUAUCCUUACUUCAACUGACGGAUCUGAAUGCAGCGUGCAUCACUGUCUCUACCAGGAGACCAGAAAAGCUCAAUGACCUGACAGACUUGGGAAUCAAGUGUAUUUAUGACAACAAACGACUAGCCACUUCAGUGGAUGUGAUGUUUCUCUGCUGUCUGCCGUCACACUUACCCGCUGUUUCUUCCCAGAUCCGGGGCUGCAUCUCCAAGUCCUGUAUUGUGUAUAGCUUCGUAACCGCAGUGCCCGUGGCCAGGCUCAAGAACCUCCUGGCGCACAGCACUAUAGUGAGGCCGCAUUAUUUCAUCCACAGAAGUGGUACCUGGUCUAAGCUGUGGGGCACCGGCAAAAGCCCUGUUGAAGCCUUACAGACUCAGGAAGUAAUUGAAGUGACAUCGCCAUUUAAGGAGGAUAGUUCUGAAUUUACCCCUGAUCCUCACAGUUUGUCAUGUGUGGACCUCAAGUGGUUUGAAGAAGUUUUGUAUUCUGUUCUGAACUUCUGCUACUUACUAAAAGUGCCACAUAACUUCUCACUGGACAUGCUUAAUGACCUAUUAUUCAGCCCUUCACAUGGUGUGGAAGCAUUGGACAGCCCAACUUUAUUUGUUUGUGAAAGCUUCGUCAAUGCAUCCUGCGUACAAUCACUGACGCAUAGCAGCCCAUUCCCCUGGUUCGACCUGUCUUCGGUGUCCAUGAGAGACACACCCCUCACAAGGUUCUUCGUAUUACAUCCACGCCUGAAGCAUCACCUCAGCUUCACAUACCGUAUGUCUAUGUUAAAGAAGUCCCCAUCUGAUCUUGAUGACUGCUGCAGACACUGAAUUGCUCUAAGGCGAGAUGGGCAACAGCUGAGUGAUUGAUCCAGAGGUCCUCAGUGCCACUCUGAUGCUACAUGUUCACACCAUCGAGAGGAAUUUAUGGACCAGAAAGACAAUUAUUGAAAUUAACUAAAUGAUCAGUCUCAAUGUACAAAAAUCCCAUUCUAUACAUCUGUACCCCUCACUUACUUUGCUGAUCAGUAAUCUGUCCAGCUCCCUAUUGAAUUGGCUACCAUUACCUCCCUUCCCUGCUUCCUGGAAUAUUCUGUUCCUCAUCUAUUCAGAUUGAGUUCACACCCCUUGGCUGCAGAAUCUAUGGCUAUUUAUUAAAGUUGGCGACUCUUUUCAUUCAGAUGAUGGCGAUUAGUGAUAGGAUUCAGGUUAGAAUAUUCUCUUUGAUAUUGGACGUUGCGGGGAGCACACUUUGCACUGUGUUAACAAAUGUGAGUUUGCCCAGGUCAGUUGCUGAUCAUUGGCUAAUGAAAUCAGGGCAAAACUGGAGAUGAUUCAUUUCAGAUUUUUUUUCAAGUGAGCUCUGUCCAUUCUUUACCCAACCCCUACAUGCAAAGGGUGGGAGGGCCUAGGACCCCUCCUAUCUACCCCACCUGUACUCCAGGGAAGUGGCACUAAAGGCCUCAGGGGAUGGGCAGUGGGGCGGGUGUCUGCCAUGGAAGGAAGGGGCAUUCAAACAGCCUCUUCUCCAUUCUGUUAUAGAGUCAUAGAGGUCUACAGUACAGAAAAAGGCCCUUCGGCCCAUCGACUCUGCACCGGUCAACCAAGUACUUAACUAUUCUAAUUCCAUUUUC